AUGCAAGUGCCGGUUCUCGGCUGCACUUUCCUCACGCUGUCAGAUCGUGAGGAAAAUACUGCCGAGAACCGGCAGUUGUCAGAGCGGGGAUCGGCACCGAUCAUCAGGGCACUGAUGAUCAGUGCCCUGAUGAUCGGUGCCCAGCAAUGCCACGCGCAAGUUCCGCCCACCUGUGCCCAGCAAUCACCCACCUGUGCCCAGCAGUGCACCCACCUGUGCCCAGCAGUGCACCCACCUGUGCCACUCUGCAGUGUCACACACCUGUGCCCAGAAGUGCCACCUACCUGUGCCCAGAAGUGCCACCCACCUGUGCCCACCCACCUGUGCCACCCACCUGUGCCC
Staurois parvus is the source of this 342-nucleotide messenger RNA. The record is from the annotation of a GenBank genome assembly. NCBI's taxonomy places the organism in Eukaryota, Metazoa, Chordata, Amphibia, Anura, Ranidae.